AUGGCAAGCAUUCAGGAACAGAUUAAGCACAUCCGCUUCUCAAACGACGAGUGGUACGGCGAGCAUCAAAAACUCAUCGGCGAAUUGGCCCAGCUUUCCCGCCGCGCUACCCCUGACACCCGCAGCCUCUCAUCCACUCCCCGCCCUGAGCUCGCAUCCGGCCCUGAGUCUGACAGUAGUCGCAGUCAGCAAGAGGUGUCCUCUGCACGGUAG
Molecule: messenger RNA, 213 nt
Organism: Penicillium maclennaniae
Lineage: Eukaryota; Fungi; Ascomycota; Eurotiomycetes; Eurotiales; Aspergillaceae
Exons: 2
Coding region: 1-213 (70 amino acids)
Source: RefSeq, a predicted model, not a curated record